Molecule: messenger RNA, 886 nt
Organism: Radiomyces spectabilis
Lineage: Eukaryota; Fungi; Mucoromycota; Mucoromycetes; Mucorales; Radiomycetaceae
Product: 50S ribosomal protein L30e-like protein
Exons: 3
Coding region: 1-813 (270 amino acids)
Biological process (GO): ribosome biogenesis
Cellular component (GO): ribonucleoprotein complex
Source: RefSeq, a predicted model, not a curated record
AUGCCGCAUGAAACUCCUCCCGCCAAGAAGUCUACCGGCAAGAAGGUUGCUCCCGCUCCUUAUCCCGUCAAGGGUAAGCAGACCACCAAGUCUGCUGCCAACCCCUUGAUUGAAAAGACUCCCAAGAACUUUGGCAUUGGUCAGGAUAUCCAGCCCAAGCGUGAUGUCUCUCGUUUCGUCAAGUGGCCCGCUUAUGUCCGUCUUCAGCGCCAGAAGAAGAUCAUCUACCAGCGUUUGAAGGUUCCCCCGGCCAUCAACCAAUUCACCCAUGUCUUGGACAAGAACACUGCCACUCAGUUGUUCAAGCUUGCCAACAAGUACAGACCCGAGACCAAGGUUGAGAAGCGUGAGCGUUUGAAGAAGGCUGCCGCUGCCAAGGCUGAGAAGAAGGAGGAGCCCAAGACUGAGAAGCCCGUUGUCAUCAAGCACGGUAUCAACCACAUUACCGCCUUGAUUGAAGCCAAGAAGGCUCAAUUGGUUGUCAUUGCUGACGAUGUCGACCCCAUUGAGUUGGUUAUCUGGUUGCCCGCUCUCUGCCGCAAGAUGGGUGUCCCAUACUGCAUUGUCAAGGGUAAGGCUCGUCUCGGUACCGUUGUCCACCAAAAGACCGCCACUGCUUUGGCUUUCACCGAUGUCAAGGAUGCCGACAAGGCUGAAUUGGCCAACCUCGUCUCUGCUGUCAAGGCCAACUUUGCCGACAAGUGGGAAGAACACCGCAGAACCUGGGGUGGAGGUAUCAACGGUCCCAAGUCCAACGCCCGUUUGGCCAAGCGUGCCGCUAUUGCUGCCAGAGAAGUUGCUGCUCGUCAGUAAACAGCUGUCCUUUUUCCUUUUCUGCAGAUCAUCGUUUUGUGUUAAUAAAUACAAGCAAACCAACUCAUCCAAU